This is a messenger RNA of Drosophila innubila, 680 nucleotides long. RefSeq names its product 40S ribosomal protein S12, mitochondrial. Bases 168 to 593 code for a protein of 141 amino acids. The record is from RefSeq and is a predicted model, not a curated record. Gene Ontology annotation, cellular component: small ribosomal subunit; ribosome. The transcript has 2 exons. Gene Ontology annotation, molecular function: structural constituent of ribosome. Gene Ontology annotation, biological process: translation. Lineage: Eukaryota; Metazoa; Arthropoda; Insecta; Diptera; Drosophilidae.
AGUCCGAACGAUUGACUUGAUACUACUUCUACUAUUGAGUUUUAUUAUUAUUAUUAUUGUAAAAAGCCGGUUUUAACAUAAGUACCCCUUAAAUUGUUACUGUUUUUAAAGUACAUAAACGGAACCACUAAUACAAAGUAUCCCAAAGAGCACUUGACAUUGUCAACAUGAAUUUCCUGCGACAAACACUUAACGUUACGAAACAAUUGACGGCACAAGCUCUGCAUAGCAGCUAUAUGUGCGCCGCACUGCGGGGUAUGGCCUCGUUGAACCAAAUGCAUCGCACUGGUCCACACAUCAAGACGCGUCCACCACGACAGCCGCUGGAUGGAAAGCCUUUUGCCAAGGGAGUUGUCCUCAAGACACUGAUCAAGAAGCCAAAGAAGCCCAAUUCAGCUAAUCGAAAAUGCGCUCUGGUACGUCUGUCGACUGGCAAGGAGAUGGUAGCGUAUAUACCCGGCAUUGGACAUAAUUUGCAGGAGCAUAACAUUGUGCUAUGUCGCGUCGGUCGGUUGCAGGAUGUGCCCGGCGUAAAACUGAAGGCGGUGCGCGGUGUCUACGACCUGGCCCAUGUCAUUAAGAAGGGCCAGUAGUCUCUAGAUCGUAAUUCUCUUCUAUAACUUGUUUAAGCACUGUACGAAAACCAAACAAAUGCCCAAUUAUUCAACCGCUCCACACAA